Molecule: messenger RNA, 4216 nt
Organism: Acanthoscelides obtectus
Lineage: Eukaryota; Metazoa; Arthropoda; Insecta; Coleoptera; Chrysomelidae
Source: the annotation of a GenBank genome assembly
GGCCAACGUGUGAAGCCGGCGUAUUAGAGCAAUUUCGGUUUCGGUGUCGGACAUCUUCACAUUGGCUCUGACAGAAAGGAACUAGUAUAAUAACCAACUUAACCGACCAACGUUGGUACCAACGUUGGGGCCAACGUGUGGAGCCGGCGUAAGUAGAACGUUACGUUAGGUCCGAGAAAUAUAUUAUGGAAAUUUGGCAACGUCGACUGAGGCGGUUGUGUUAUAUGUUGUACAUUUCUGACAGGUUGUGUAUUGUGUGAUUAUUGAAUUGUUUGCCUUUUCUCAAUUUUCCACUGCAAUUUUUUAAAAUUUCUAAUAUAUUCUAUUGUCCAUAUACCUCUUAAAAGUCAAUACGUUUGUAGAAUUACAUUGUUAUUUGAAGUUUAUACUGUGGAAUCUAUUUUUUGGACUGCUUAAACAAUGUUAUUGAUCAGUGUUUAAUGAAUCUAGGAAUAGUUUAAAUAUUGUGAUUCAUACAUUUUUUACUCGAAUUAACAACGGAAAAUGUCCAGUAACAGCAUGGAAAAUCUAGCUGGCGACGUACAGGAAUAUGAUGGGUCUGCAAAUAUGUGCCUAGAAUUAGCCUUAGAAGGGGAACGACUCUGUAAAGCAGGUGAUUGUAAGGCAGGAGUUGCAUUUUUCCAAGCAGCUAUUCAGGCAGGCACUGAUGAUCUCAGGACUUUGAGUGCUAUAUACAGUCAGCUAGGGAAUGCUUAUUUCUACCUAGGUGACUAUGGAAAAGCUAUGCAGUAUCACAAACAUGAUUUGACACUAGCAAGAACAAUGGGCGACAAAUUAGGAGAGGCAAAGUCAUCAGGAAAUCUUGGCAACACCUUGAAAGUGAUGGGGCGUUUCGAUGAAGCAGUCGUGUGUUGCAAAAGGCAUCUGGAACUGUCCAGGGAACUGGGUGAUAAGUUGAGUGAAGGGCGAGCUUUGUACAAUUUGGGCAAUGUAUACCACGCCAAAGGUAAACAUAUUGGUCGAGUGGGUCAAAAGGACCCUGGAGAGUUUUCAGAGGAUGUUAAAGCUUGUUUACAACAAGCAGUUACAUAUUAUGAAGAAAACCUAGCAUUGAUGCAAGAAUUAGGCGAUGUAGCAGCACAAGGCAGAGCAUGUGGUAACCUAGGGAAUACCUUUUAUUUAUUAGGUGAUUUUGCGCAGGCAAUUCACUACCAUGAGGAACGUUUGUCAAUAGCAAGACAGUUUGGGGAUAAAGCAGCCGAAAGAAGAGCACAUAGCAAUUUAGGAAAUUCUCACAUAUUCAUGGGCCAGUUUGAAGAUGCAGCACAUCACUAUAAGCGUACCUUGGCACUGGCUCAAGAACUGGGCGACCAAGCAAUCGAAGCACAAGCAUGUUAUAGUUUGGGUAACACGUACACGUUACUUCGAGAUUAUGAAACAGCCAUUGAAUACCACUUGCGCCACCUGUUGAUAGCCCAAAACCUGAACGAUCGAGUUGGCGAAGGCAGGGCUUGUUGGUCGUUAGGAAAUGCUCAUGCUUCGUUAGGAAAUCAUGAGAAAGCUUUGAAUUUUGCAAAGAAGCAUUUGGAAAUCAGCAAAGAGUUGAAUGACCCAAUGGGGGAAGCGACCUCCAAAAUGAACAUUUCAGACCUAAAGAAAAUUCUGAAUAUGCCAGAAAGUCCAGAAGAAUCUCCAGAUACACCCACAUCGAAAUCCUCAAAGUCGGAUUCUUUGAACAGUCUUGGCUCUCAACAGUUGCAUAGGGUGAGACGUGAAAGCAUGGAACAGCUUAGUCUUAUUAAGAUGACACCAGACGGAAAACGUCCAACACUCUCAUUGCCGCCCGGAAAACCGACCACUCCGAACAAGAACGAAGACGACGACUCGUUCUUCGACCUCCUCUCGCGAUUCCAGUCGAAGAGGAUGGACGACCAACGGUGCUCCCUCAAUUUAGAUAACAAAGAGAAUACCAAUAUGGCCAAUCUGCAGCUGAACAACGAAACUCCUGACGAUCUGAUCGAUUUGAUUGCUGGUAUGCAGAGUAAGAGGAUGGACGAACAGAGGGUUUCCUUGCCUCAUCUUCCAGGUCUCCAAACGACCUCCCUCCGCCGUCUUACAGCCACAAACUCGAACGCGAACUCCAUCCCGGACUGACAACUUCCUGGAACAGUUGGCGCGAUGUCAGAGCUCGCGACUGGAGGACCAGCGCUCGCCAUUGCCUGCUCCCGUCGCGGCAGUGGUCGACGCCGAGAACGAUGCGCCGCCUCCACGAACCGGAAAUGCUGGGGGCGGAGCCACCGUACCUGAUGAGGACUUCUUCUCGCUCAUCAUGCGCUUUCAAUCGGGCAGGAUGGACGACCAACGGGCUGCCGUGCCAAGGAUCGACCCCAGGAUCGCAAAUGGCAAUAUUCCUCAUCCACCAGAUGCUAUGAAUAACAAUAUGAAGAGUUCGUCCAGUAAAAAGAAAAAAUAAUCUCCCUUUUACUCAGUAGUUCAAUGUACACACCAAUUCAUAUUUUUCAAGUGUUCCAAAGGAUUAUAUGUUGUUCGGCUCAUAUCGGCCGCAAGCUUAUAAACUGUCCAGUUUUGCAAAGUUGUUAGUUGUGGUUUACCAAUAAAAAUGUUAAAUUUAUCCAGGUUAAAACUGUUUUGUAAAAUAUAUCUUACGACUGAACUUAGUAUUAUCUCCCGUGGAUAUUAUUAUAGUGUUGAUAACAUGGUGCAUCACCUACAGCUCACUACAAUUUAAACAGGGCUAGCAACAAAAAUACUACUUUUAGAAAUUUGCGUAGUGUAUUCAUUAGAAAAAACAAAAUAUUCCAUCAUGAAUAAAAAAUAAUUUACACAUGGACUGAACUGAAGGUGAUUUAACAUGUAUAGUAUAGUAGUACAAAGUUUGAAAGAAUUUCUAGCAGAUAUUUUGUAAUACGUGUGGUACAGAGGGAUUUUUUGAUUACCAUUGUUCUAACAAAAACUACCAUGAUAAUAUUGUAUUCUCUAUUUUGUGCUUCUCAAAACGUAUGACGAUCGUGAUAAUUUUUAAUCCCAGAAAGACGCUUUGUGUCAUACAACACGAGAAUCUAUGUCACUCAUUCCUGUCGGCAUGUCCGUCUUCGGCGUCUCUACUCAACAUAUUAAACUCCAUGGCGGUCCGCAUGAACCGCUUUGCAUUUAAUUUCCUACUAAAUCUACACACAACUUUGACAAAAACAAACAAGAUUCCAGUGAAAAUGCACAUAUUUAAAAUAAGUUAUGAUGUAGGGAUACAAAAUAUAAAAUAAUUUCAUUUAUUUAUGACUUGUUCCGAAACAGUCAAGGCAAAAGUGGGGAUUUCCUUCACAGCUGUCACAAUAUGUAGUAGCUUUUGGAAUUUUAUUUUUUUGUACUUCACCCCUUAUUUUUCAUUAUAACUUUUUGUACAAUACCGUCUGACUUCAUGUGAUCUUCCUUCUUUUUUUUCAGUCGUCUUGUGUCAGCUUUUGACGUAGACGGUAGAUUAGACACAUUAUUUGUUGGAAACACAACUUUGGCACUUUUGCCUGAUGGACAUUUUUCUAACAUUUUGCUUGACGUUUAACGUGUUAAUUUCUUAAGAACGGUGCAAUGGUGACGGAGUAUGGUCAAAAAAAUGAAGGAAUACCAAAACAGCUUCAAACUGUAUUUAUGGGAUGAUUGGUUUCUGAAAAAUUGUGGCUUCAUUUUUAUGUUUAAACAUUUUGAGAUUUAAUCAGACUCAUUUUUCCGUUUGAAGAAGCUAUUAUGAUCUUGCUAUUUUAUAGUAUUAUGCAAAUCUGUCAUCUUAUUGAAGUUAUGUUAAGGACAUAGAAAAGGGCCAUAAGUUACAGGUCUAAUGUAAUGAUAAUAUAUGAUGAUAAUCUCCUGCCUUCUGUCCAGUCAAAGUAUUUUCGUCUGUUCUCAUCUCUUCUGCAGCUAAUAUAGAAUCCUGGUAAUACAAUCCCACUGCACCAUCACAGUCAAUACCUAUGUUUCCAAAGAAUUCUAACAGGCCCUGACAUAGACUCCAUUUAGCUUUUAUUAAUACUCAUUUAAAUAGUAUUGAACUUGAAUUUGUCAUAUUUUUAUCAAAUAUUAUUUUAGUCUUAUCCUAACAAACUGCCACAUUUAAAUAUCUAACUUGGUAUACUUAGACCUUAGAUUAAGUUUUUAUAUUUGUAUAUUUUAAAGAUUAUAUUUAGAAAAUAUAGAUUUUUAUAUUUUAUUUAUGAAAGAUGUAAGAUUUUAUCUUGAAUUUAGU